Syngnathoides biaculeatus (alligator pipefish) is the source of this 1819-nucleotide messenger RNA. It is a transcript of the gene shisa9a, whose product is annotated as shisa family member 9a. Gene Ontology annotation, cellular component: AMPA glutamate receptor complex; postsynaptic density; postsynaptic membrane. Gene Ontology annotation, biological process: regulation of AMPA receptor activity; regulation of short-term neuronal synaptic plasticity. NCBI's taxonomy places the organism in Eukaryota, Metazoa, Chordata, Actinopteri, Syngnathiformes, Syngnathidae. The record is from RefSeq and is a predicted model, not a curated record.
UAUGUUUCUGGACUUUUCAGCGUGGCAUGACUGCCUCCCCUCUUCAAGUCUCGGCGUUUCAGCGUGAAGUUGAACGGAGGAGGAAGCUACCAUGAGAGGCGACUCCUUUCUCCUCGGCUUCCUGCUGCUCAAAGUUACCGUUCUGCUGUGCAAGGCUGAUGGGGAGCCGGGGUUACUCGGGGGCUUUGUGAUGAUCGCCACAUCUAACGGCUCCAGGGAGGAGGAGAGCGUUUCUGAGGAGACCCCGCAUACCGAGGACAAAUGCAGGGGCUACUACGACGUGAUGGGCCAGUUUGACCCUCCAUUCACUUGCAAGACGGGCAAUUAUUUGUACUGCUGCGGCACCUGUGGCUUCCGCUUCUGCUGCUCCUACAAACACUCUCGACUGGAUCAGAGCACCUGUAAAAACUAUGACACCCCACUGUGGAUGAAGACCGGCCAGACUCCGUAUAAGAAAAUGAACAAGAUGCACGACAGCACCAAAGACAAGACCAACUUAAUAGUUUACAUCAUAUGUGGAGUUGUGGCCAUUAUGGCACUAGUGGGGAUUUUCACCAAAUUGGGUCUCGAAAAGGCGCACCGUCCUCAGAGAGAGAACAUGUACAGGGCGGUGGCCAAUGUGCUGCAGGGCGGGUGUCCAGGUGAACAGUACCGGGGAGAGGAGGCCCAAGGCAUGCAUUCCAAUCACUAUGUUUCCAGGGCUGCUAACCUCCAGACUGCUCAGAUUAACAACAAUGUGGGGCCGGUGUCAAACGUGGUCCAACAGCACCCGUAUCCUGCCCUCAGCCAGUUGGCUCAUGUAUACGAGCAUCAGCAGCAUCAGCAGCAGCAGCAGCAGCAACAGCAGCAACAACAACAACAACAACAGCAGCAGCAACAACAACAGCAGCAGACACAGCAGCAGCAACAGCAACACCAACAAUUACAGCAGCAGCAACUCAACCUGCAGCAACAAGGCAAGGAUUUCAACAAAUAUGCCUCCCUGAAAGCAGUGGCUGCCAAAUACAAUGGUGAUCUGUACAACAAGCGCAGGCUGAUGGUCGAGCUACCGACAAAAGGCGGUCUUCCGCUCCAACCCAUGGGCAACUCCCGACCCUCCAUGGGCAACGUGUCAUCGAUGACCACCAACCCAAUUGCUUCGAACCACAUGGCAUCCCACUCCGUGAACCAGAUGACCUCCAUGACCCCUAUGCCGUCAAUGACGCCCAUGACUGCUAUGAUGACCAUGACUUCCCUCGCCCCAAUGACUCCUAUGACCUCAUUGGGGCCGCUGACCCCAGAGCCGGUGGCAACUUAUGUCACUGAGAUGCCCAGAAUCUCUUCCGUGUCAACCAUCCCAACAGACCGACGCGGACCUGGAGUCGUGUCAUUAAAGCCAAAUGGCCAGAAACCUAAAAGCAACCACGGCCACGUCACCCACGGCUCCCACAUUGCCCUCACUCACCUUCACAGCCACAGUAGCAAGCCGCUAGGACUGGGGACUACCUCCCUGGCACACAUGGCAGGUACUAUGCCAGGGGGCACAUCCCUGGGAAUCUCCAUGGUCGCCGAAACCCCCAUUGGCUCCAGCUUUGCGACAAUGGGUCGGCCAUUGGCAUACAGUUCUAAUACCAUCUCUUCUGGCCAUACAGUAGGUAUGGGGUUAAGGGGUUGGGAAGGGACAGAGACAGUGGGCCGAAGGAAGACCUACGGGCACAAGAGGCCUCAGUGUACGGUGUUGGAGCCCAACCAGCUUCAUGGCACUAGAAGCCACAGCCAACACUUCCUCCCCACACAGCCCUACUUUGUGACCAACAGCAAGACAGAGGUGACUGUGUGA